Molecule: messenger RNA, 987 nt
Organism: Strongyloides ratti
Lineage: Eukaryota; Metazoa; Nematoda; Chromadorea; Rhabditida; Strongyloididae
Product: Sulfotransferase family-containing protein
Exons: 2
Coding region: 1-987 (328 amino acids)
Biological process (GO): positive regulation of response to oxidative stress
Cellular component (GO): membrane
Molecular function (GO): chondroitin 4-sulfotransferase activity
Source: RefSeq, a predicted model, not a curated record
AUGUUAAUUAGUAUUUAUUUAUUUUUAAAACUUUUUUUUCUACAAUUGGUGUUAUGUCAAGAUUUUACUAAUAAUACAAUAAAACAUGAAUUAGAUGAUUUUCGAAGAGAUAUUGCAACAUUAAGAAUAUUAAAAAAAGCACAAGCAAUAAAAUGUUCCAGAAAAAAUAUUAAAAAAAAAUGUGCUGGUAUUGUAAAAUUAAAUUAUCAAGAAAUGUAUUUCUCUCCAAAACAUAUGUUAGCAGCAUGUGUUAUACAAAAAAAUUUUAGUUCAAUGAUGAUAGCAAUAAUGUGUUAUUUAUUUAAUGAUAAACAAUUUUUAGAAAAACACAAACAUCUUGCUGAUAAUGAAUGGUCAAAUAUGGCAUGUAGAAGUCAUAAUUUUGUUCGAUCAAAUGAAAAUAUAAUUAAAAAAUUUGCUAAAAAUAAUAAAAAUUAUUAUUUAAAAAAUUGGAUAUCAAUAUUAAUUGUUAGAGAACCAAUUGAAAGAUUUAUUAGUGGAUAUAUGCAUCAUUGUUCAAAAGAAUUAGGAUCAUAUAAAUAUACAAAAAAAUGUUUUUAUUGCAAUGGUAAUUUAAAUUGUUUUGUUAAAAAAUUAUACCGAGUUACAACAUCAAAUUAUAAAACUAUUGAUAAUACUGAUUUAUUUAUUAAACAACAUUUUUUCCCUCAAACAUGGAGAUGUGAAUAUUUCCAAUAUAAAAAUUUUUAUAAAAUUUUAAAAUAUGAUUCAUCAAAUUUGACAAGCUUUUAUGAAUCACUUAUAAAAAUAUUAAAUAAUAGAAAAAUAUCAAGUGAAAAAGUUGAUUAUAUAAAUGAGGAAAUUCAUACAAUAAAAAGUUAUCAUGCAACUUCAGGAAAAAAAGCUACAAUAAAAUUUACGGAUAAUUUAUAUAAAAAUGAAUUUAUUUUAAAAUUAUUACAUAGAAUAUAUUAUCCCGAUUUCAAAGAAUUCAAAUUUCCUAUUCCAGUAGUAGAAAAAAUAUAA